CUUCAAUGAUAUCCAGCAGUGUUGGAGUUAAUAUGGCGGUGGGCGGAGUCACCUUGUAAAUCCUCUCCGCUGAUUGGCCGCUUCCGUUAACUGACAGCUUAGUUAGUGCCAGCCUGUCGAUUAGUUGAGUUUGGCGCGAAAUCGGUCACGUGACCCCGAGAGUUUGGCGCGAAAGUCCCGGUUAGUGUCUGAGAGAGCAGGAAGCCGCCAUAACCGCUCAGCAUGGACCUGGCCGACCCCGCGCUCGCCGCUGCCGCUUCCCAGCAAGUCAAGGAUGAGGUGGCCGAGAAAUGCCAGAAACUCUUCCAGGACUUCUUGGAGGAGUGAGUACUGACCCGGGGGCCCACGGCACCGGCUCUCAGGGGCCACAGCCUCCCUGGGGCCCACUGCACGGCUCUCAGGGGCCACAGCCUCCCUGUCUCUGGGGCCCACGGCUCUCAGGGGCCACAGCCUCCCUGUCUCUGGGGCCCACGGCUCUCAGGGGCCACAACCUCCCUGUCUCUGGGGCCCACGGCUCUCAGGGGCCACAGCCUCCCUGUCUCUGGGGCCCACGGCUCUCAGGGGCCACAGCCUCCCUGUCUCUGGGGCCCACGGCUCUCAGGGGCCACAGCCGCCCUGUCUCUGGGGCCCACGGCUCUUAGGGGCCACAGCCGCCCUGUCUCUGGGGCCCACGGCACGGCUCUCGGGGGCCACGGCCUCUCUGUCUCUGGGGCCCACGGCAGGGCUCUCGGGGGUCACGGCCUCUCUCUCUCUGGGGCCCAUGGCACGGCUCUCGGGGGCCACAUAAUAUGGGGGUGGUAUAUAAUUAUGGCUCAUGUAAUGGAUACUGCGCUCUGGAACCUGUUGGCUCUAUAGGAGUGCAUGGCUUUAGCAGGGAUGGCUAUUUUAUAGCUAAUGUGUAAUGUGGGUUUCAUGAUACUAUUAGCUGAGCAUCAUGGGAAACGUAGUCUCCAACAGCUGGAGUUGCCAAGGCUAUUCAUGCUGCGCUGUGUCAGACUUUAUCACAAUUAAGGCAACAAAGCAGGAUUACUGUAUGUAUUGUUAGAAAUUCAAAGGGAAUCUUACACUGUAAGCUUAAAUGAGCAAACUAGAAUGGAAAACUACUUUAUGAACUUAUUUUUUGUUUGCAUGGCUUGGUCUAAAACUUGAAAUUUUACUUUGAAUUUCCAUCAGUUCACAUUGUCAUGAGUAACUUCUGUUAAAGGAACACUAAACAGAUCUAGGCACACCUUCCUGUAGUGCAGGGGUCCUCAAACUUUUUAAACAGGGGGCCAGUUCAUGAUCACUCAGACACUGGGGGCCGGACUAUUAAAAAAAAAAAAAAUGCACACAGAUACUCUCAGACAGGCAGACCUAUGCACGCAGAUAGAUACAUGCAUGCAUACGUACACCGCUAAUUUAGCUUAACAUUUUUUGCAGGAAGGUGGCUGUGGCUGAUGGGAUUCGGUGUGGCUCCUGCGGCCUGCCUCUCUUCCCUCCCCUCCAAGCAGUACUUGCGGCUGCGGUUUUUAUUAAAAAAAUAAUAAUUUAUAAAGGGUCCCGGUCGCGCUAUUGUACGACUGCAGCGCUGACCUGGCCCCUGAAGAUAUAGGGCAGAUCAGGUGGCCCUGAGUGUGGGUCAGGUUCAGGACCCUGGCGGGCCAUUGUUUAAGGACCCCUGCUGUAGUGGUUCUGUUGCCCUGAGCUCCAUGGCUUAUUUUAAACCAAGGAACCUCUUCAGUCUCAACUGCAUUGAAAAAGCUUAAAGGAACACACUGGUAUUCCAGACACUAUAGUUUUAAAACCACGUUUAGGUGUACAGGCCCCCCUUUUCUACAUUUAUAUGUAUUUUUACUCACCUAGCACUGUUUCGGCAUUGAAAUCACUGGCCACGCUCCAUUCCGCUUCCAUGGCUAAGAUGAUCAAAUUUGACAAUAUCACACAAUCUAAUGCUUUCACAUAGGUGGCUAUUACACAUGCGUAGCAAAACGCUGCAACAAUUCUUACAGGGAGCAUUCAGCGUCUCUCAGUGUUUUGUUCAUAAGGCCUGCCAACAAACUGCUCCUGCUUUCAAUGAUAUUACCAUUGUUUUCUUACAAAAUCCUAAAUUUUGUUUACAUUUUUGUUCUGUAAUCUAUUAUGGAUAACCUGCUACUAACACAACAUAAUCCAACAACCAGUCACAUGGGAGGUUUAAUAGCGUGUGCUGAAAAAUAAGUUAAUGUUAAUUUUUUUUGAUUCUAGUUUUCAGGGACAGGAUGGAGAAAUAAAGUAUCGAAGCGAAGCAGAGGAAUUGAUUCGACCUGAGAGAAACACUCUGGUGGUCAGCUUUCUGGAUCUCGAGCAGUUUAAUCAACAGCUGGCGACAACUAUUCAAGAAGAGUUUUAUAGGUGCAUAGCUAUGUAUAGUUGUCUACAUUAUAAUGUGCCUGCACAAAUAAAAAGGACAAUAUAGUCGCCCAACAACUUUAGCUUAUUGUAGCAGUUUUGGUGUAUAAAUCUUGCCCCUGCAGUCUUACAGCUCAGUUCUCUGCCAUUUAGGAUUAAUUCACUUUUUUUGUGCAGCCCUGGUCACAACUCCCUGCAUGUGACUGACACAGCCUUUCUAAAUAUUUCAUAAAUCAUCUAAUGUUUACACUUGCUUUAUUGUGACUGUUUAAUUUAGAAUGUCUUAUCUUCUCCUCUGUUUAUAGCUUGCUAGAACCUACAACAAUUUGCAUUUAAUGUUCCAUUUACAGAUCAGGAGUUAAAAACUUUUAAAGUAACAUCUGAUUUAAUUUAAAACAAUGUUUUAUUUUCGUGAAGCUGUCAGUCACAGCCAGUGGAGGUGUGGCUAGGAUUGCAUAAACAAACAAAAGUGAUUUAACUCCUAAAUGGCAGAGAAUUGAGUGAGACUUCAGAGGCAUGAUCUAUACACAAAAACUGCUUAAUUAAAGGUAAUCUCCACUGCCCAAUUAUAAAAUGUGAUAAAAUAGACGUUUAGUAACGUUGUUUUGGGGACUAUAGUGUCAGUUAAUGAUAUUUAGUGUUCUGUAGAAGAGUUUUUGCAGGUGUCCAGUGAUUGUUCUUCCUUUGUAACAAAGGUCAGUAGGUGGCUGGUGCAAUACCCUGCAUAAGAACAAUCUUCAAAACCAUAGACUCUCAUACUGGACUAAAACCUUUCAGAUUGCCAAUAGCAGCUCUAAGAAUGCAACAACUAGGGACGUUCAUUCCUCCUGAAUCUUGACUUACAGGAUGAUUAGUUUGACAUCUCCUUUGAAGUAUGGCAUACCUUUUCAUCGAGCAGUGGUUCCCAACCCAGUCCUCAAGUACCCCCUAGCAGUCCAGGAUUUAAUGUCUACCCUUACUUGAGGACUGGGUUGGGAACCCCUGAUCUAGAGCAUUAGAUCUGAAAGGCAUAUCCUUGGACACUUCUGUUUGGCUUUUUUAAGGUUAAUUCAGGCAACGUGACAGUGAUUUAAAGUAGUCAUGGUGUCUGGAUUAUGUACGUGCAGAUUCUCUAUGAAAACCUCGUAGGAGAUUAAUUCCUCUGCUGCCAAAGGUAUUACACCACCUCCAGUAGUCAUUGGGGUGUUAUUAGCCAGCCCAAAACACAUAUUCUGGGUUGCUAAUGUCAAUUCUGUGCAAAUUACAAUGAUCGGAUGCUCAUUGAUGGACUGAGCAGUCAGCUGAUGUUCCCAGCCAACCAAGGUGGCAAGAUCUUAAAUCUGCCUUCAGAGAGCAGGAUUUGGACAGGACGCAGGUAAGUUGUUGAACGGCUUGCCCAUUACUAGGGAACUAUGCCAUGAGGCUGGAGUAAACUUUUAAGUCAGGCUUUCUAUCUCUUCUGUAAGUAAAGAGUUGUAUAAUCAUAUCUUGCUAGAAAACUUUGUCUAAAACUUGUUCCUUUUUUUAUUCAUUUCCAGGGUGUACCCUUUCCUAUGCAGAGCAGUCAGGUCAUUUGCAAGAGACCAUGGAAAUGUACCACUAAACAAGGAGUUUUACGUUGCUUUCCAAGAUCUUCCUACCAGACACAAGUAAGUAACUUGGGUUACUGUUGUAGAAAUGGGUGGUGUUGACCUUUAUGAAUCAAAUAUGAUCGUUCAGCUGUUUUUAACCCCUUAAGGACACAUGACUUGUGUGACAUGUCAUGAUUCCCUUUUAUUCCAGAAGUUUGGUCCUUAAGGGGUUAAGUAUUCUAAUUUAUAUACUUUAGUAUUAAUGCCAGGUGUCCAUAUUCAAGAUAAAGAUGUGAAAGAUACCCUUUUUAUUUUUGGCAUUUGCAAUACAUCAUUAACUGUGUUAACGGAGUCUUAUUCCCAUCUUUAAAGGACCACUAUAGUGAACUGAGGGUGCCCCCACCCUCAGGGUCCCCCUCCCGCCGGGCUCUAGGGGGUGGAAGGGGCUAAACGUACCUUUUUCUCAAGCGCCGGGCGGGGAGCUCUCCUCCUUGGCUGAAUGCGCAUUCAGCCAGUCUCAUAGGAAAGCAUUCACAAUGCUUUCCUAUGGACGCUGGCGUCUUCUCACUGUGAUUUUCACGGAAGCACCUCUAGCGGCUGUCAAUGAGGCUGGAUUAACCCUAAUAUAAACAUAGCAGUUUCUCUGAAACUGCUAUGUUUAUAGAAAAAAGGGUUAACCCUAGCUGGACCAGGCACCCAGACCACUUCAUUAAGCUGAAGUGGUCUGGGUGCCUAUAGUGGUCCUUUAAUUCGUACAUAUUUACUUUAUAAAUAUACUUAACUGUGUACAUUAUGGUUAAAACAGUAAAUGUAUUUUAUAUGGUGUACUUUAUUAAUGUGAAUCUGUAAUGCAGUUCAAUAAAUUUAAAAUGCUGGAGUGGUAUAAAAAGGCCAUGCAUGGCAUAAGAUUUCAGUCUGAUAUAUUACAAGUGAAAAAAUUAGUCUUGCGUGAAAGCAGGCACUUAUAGGCAGUCCCAAAGAUCACAAUCUUAACACUUUUUUUGUUAUCCUCACACAGGAUAAGAGAGUUGACCACUCCUCGUAUUGGGUCCUUGCUCCGUAUCAGUGGUCAAGUUGUCCGAACCCACCCUGUGCACCCAGAACUGGUGAGUGGAACCUUUGUGUGCCUCGACUGCCAGACAGUUGUCAGAGAUGUGGAGCAGCAGUUCAAAUACACACAGCCAAGUAUCUGCAGGAAUCCGGUGUGUGCUAACAGGAGGAGGUUCAUGUUGGACACGAACAAAUCCAGAUUUGUGGACUUUCAGAAGGUAAUAAUAUUUAAUAUGAAUUUUCAUUCGAUUGUGCCUUGGUAAUGGUCUCUUGCUUAAAAUACUUCAUCUGGGUAGCCCUGCAAGUGUUGGCAUUCUAGAGUAGGGUUUCAUAUACCAAUUAUUAGAUGCCUACCAUCUGUUUAUAAAUCCACUGUAACAAAUGCUUUUCUGAAUUAAUGACAUGAUUGUCUCUUGUUGUAGCUGAUUUCAGUCAAAAUUUUUGCUCUUUAGCUCUCAAGAUCUUAUUUGCUUUGUUCCAGGUUCGCAUUCAAGAGACCCAGGCAGAGCUGCCACGUGGAAGCAUUCCACGCAGUCUGGAAGUGGUUCUGCGAGCAGAAGCUGUUGAAUCGUGUCAGGCUGGUGAUCGAUGUGAUUUCACUGGGUCUCUGAUUGUUGUACCUGAUAUAUCCCAGCUAACAACUCCAGGUACCCGAUCUGCAUUUUGAGAUUUGUCUAGUAGCAUUAGUUUGAAUACUUCACCUGUGCUCUCCUGUAACUGCACACAAGCUCAUUGUUUCGCAAAACUCUACUGUAAAUAUAUAGAAAAGGAAAUAUAUGAACAGAAACAUAGCUUUUCCUCUUCUAGAAAUUGUAGCACCCUGCAUCUAAAACAAUAACAAAUUUUCCUCUUGUAGAGUUUUGAGAGACACGGUUUCUUUCGAUGGAACACUUGGUAAACAAACCUGACUCCUAGGUGGCAGUGUGUUUCCUCUCCUUGUUUGGAAUGUUUUUUUGUUUGUUUUUUGCCAAAAGUAUGCACUAUAUUAAACUUCCAGAACAUUGCAUAUGGAACCUGAACUACAAGUCAAUACCCUUUUUUUUAAAAAAUUUUUUUAUUUUAACAACCUAUUAAACCUAGACUCCUUUUUCUUUUCAAGCGGUUUACCAGAUUUCCAAAGGUUUCUGUAUCCAGGUGGUGGGGCCAUUUGUCAGGUGACAAUUGGUGUCUUUGCUUGGUAUAUAUUUAAGUGACAAUCUUCAAUAUUUUCCUCCACGUAGGUGUGCGUGCAGAAACCAGCUCCCGGGUGUCUGGGGCAGAAGGUUAUGAGACAGAGGGUGUGCGUGGACUACGAGCUCUUGGCGUGAGGGAUUUGUCCUACAAACUAGUAUUCCUGGCGUGCUAUGUCUCUCCAACUAAUCCAAGGGUAUGUUGCUCUGGGAGCAGAUGGAAUAAAGUAAUUUUGUCAUUAAAAAGGACAUGUGGGGAUUUUUCCAUAGCUUAACUAUCUACUUAUAAAACACAAGGACAUUAGACUGCUGUACAGUGCUCUGAGUUACUUUUACCCUUACUGGAUAGCCCCAAAACCGUGGGUUCUAAAUUCGCUUUGAAUCCACCUUUUGAUGAUACCUGCAUAAGGACUUGCCAGAACUGGGAUCAGCAGGAUAACUGUUUAAUUUUACUUUUUUUUAAACUGCAUGUGAUUAAAAUACUAUUCUGUAAUAACAUGUAUAAUACAUGCACAAUCUGUCAUUAAAUUCUAUUAUGCUUAUUUGGCAACAAUUAUUUAUGAUUGCUUAGCAGUGCCAGGUGCCUGUUUGCAGAUUUGACUAAAGAGGUGUUCUCUCUUUUAGUUUGGUGGAAAGGAUCUCCAUGAUGAAGACAUGACUGCAGAGAGCUUGAAAAACCAGAUGUCUGUGAAAGAGUGGGAGAAGGUGUUUGAAAUGAGUCAGGAUAAGAACCUCUAUCACAAUCUCUGUACUAGUCUCUUUCCCACUGUUCAUGGUGAGUCUUAACUACUGCAGAUUUUUAGUAUUGAUUUCUUGAUCCUUGUCCUCAAGUAAACCUGCCUCCUAACUUUCCAGGCAAUGACGAGGUAAAGCGAGGAAUCUUGCUCAUGCUGUUUGGGGGUGUUCCUAAGUCGACUAUGGAGGGCACAUCGUUACGCGGAGACAUCAAUGUUUGUGUUGUUGGUGAUCCCAGUACUGCAAAGAGCCAGUUCCUCAAGUAAGAAAACUUGAUCAUUCAUUAAAGGGAUUCUAUCGUGCCAGGAAAACAAAGCAGUUUUUCCUGGCACUAUAGAGUCUUACAGUGUGCUCCCACUGCGCGGAAGAGGUUAAAACCCCUUUGGUCAAAUACCUGAAUCCAGUGCCAAUGUCCCUCAGCGCUGGAUCAGGCUCCGCCCACGCUCCUCCAUACAUGGCCAUUCAAUGCUUUCCUAUAGGGAAAAAUCUUGACGAUGGAGGUCCUCAUGCAGAGCAUGAGGACAUCCAGCAUCGGAUAACGGACCAAAUGUCCAUAUCAAUUCAGGAAGUCCCUCUAGUGGCUGUCUGGUAGAGGAGUUAACACUCAGAGGUAAUUAUUGCAGUUUCUCAAAUUGCAAUAAUUACCACUGUAGGGUUAAGGGACAUGGUACAUUGCACCUAGACCACUUCAAUGAACUACAGUGUCCCUUUAAUCAGUGCUCAAAAUUUCUAGGGCAGCACUACUUGAUGAACCUGAAAGUUACAUAAUACUGCAAGACUAGAGCCUCUGUGGCAUAAUCACCAAAAAUAAAUCUCUGCUCUUCAGGGCUGAAUUUUUCACUAGCCAGUUGCUAGUCUAAAUAUUGAGCAAUGCAAUAUAAUUUUUUUUUUUUAAUUAUAUAACGUAAAGCAACAGGAUAUGGCAAAUUCUAAUAUUUUGAAAAGGCAAACUUGCUGCAGCAAUGGGAACAGGCUUGGAGAAAUCCAGUGUUUGUGUCAAACUGAGGAGUUUGACAAAGGAUGUUGGCACCCACAUGCUGUUUGCUACUUCAAUGUGUUGUAUUGUUUAGGUUUGUUGGCUCAAGUGAAUUGUUUUUGUUUAGACACGUGGAGGAGUUCAGUCCUCGUGCAGUAUACACAAGUGGUAAAGCAUCUUCUGCUGCUGGUCUGACAGCUGCAGUUGUGAAAGAUGAAGAAUCCCACGAGUUUGUGAUUGAGGCUGGGGCCCUCAUGUUGGCAGAUAAUGUAAGUAACCUGUGACUGACCGACCAAAUGAGUGCUAAAUAAUGCCAUUUAAAAUAUUUUGCGUGUUUGCCAUUUGACAUCAAAAGGUUAGCUCAUCUUCAUAAAACUGAACACAUUGACAAGUCUUCCAAUUUGUGUCCCACAAUAUUUGCAAGACAAACAUACUUCAGCUUUUGUAAUACUUCACAAUACUAUCAAAUGGCAUGCACCAUUUCUGGGACUUAUUAAAAGAAGGGCUUGUAUAUAACAGGUUUUUUUGUUUGUUUUUUUACUUUUUUAGGGUGUAUGUUGCAUUGAUGAGUUUGACAAGAUGGAUCUAAGGGACCAGGUUGCUAUCCAUGAAGCCAUGGAACAGCAGACUAUUUCCAUUACCAAAGCUGGGGUCAAGGUAAAUACAAAUACUAAGGACCUGCUGUUUUAAGAUUGUCGUUUGUGUGGUGUUUUUUUUUUUUUUUAUUUUUUUUUUUAUUAAUACUUUGCUCUUACUCCUCUAACUAUCCAAGGCAACACUUAAUGCCCGGACUUCCAUUUUGGCUGCUGCAAAUCCUGUUGGUGGUCGUUAUGACCGGUCCAAGUCCCUAAAGCAAAAUGUGAAUUUGUCUGCUCCAAUCAUGUCAAGAUUUGACCUUUUCUUCAUCUUGGUAGAUGAGUGUAAUGAGGUAAGGCUGGUUUUGUAACUAAGUGUUACCUGUAUAAUAUCUGUAUGAAACAUUCUUAUAGUGGGUUCUCUGCCAGGAUUAUGUUACUAAAAUGCAAAUAAGGUCAUUCAAGUAAUAGUCAUUCUUGAUUACAUGAAGAAAGUUGUUUGGGAAAACUUUACUUUACAAUGAGUACUUAUUUUUGUGGUAAACGGUGUGAAGAAUUCAUUACAAUAACACUAAAUAUAGAAUAGAGUUGUAAGACCAAUCUAAAGAGUUCUCACACUGUAAAUGGUCAUUGGGUAAAUGCCUCUGGUAAAAAAUUUUUAGAGCUCCUGCUUUUUAGAGCCCACUCUUGUCACCAUAUAUUGGUUCUCAAAUGUGUUCACUUUGGUUUUUAGGUAACAGAUUAUGCCAUUGCGCGGCGUAUUGUUGACCUUCACUCUAGGAUCGAAGAAUCCAUUGACAGAGUUUAUAGUUUGGAUGAAGUCAGACGGUAUCUGCUGUUUGCCCGACAGUUUAAACCAAAGGUAUAUUUCUCAAAUUUGCUGUAUAUUUUAUGGGUGCUCUGUGGGUUUAUUUUUCUCAUAGCCUUAGUUUUACCAUUCAUAUGAAUGUCAACAGAUCUCUAAGGAGUCAGAGGAUUUCAUAGUGGAGCAGUACAAAAGGCUACGCCAACGUGAUGGCUCUGGAGUCGCCAAAUCAGCCUGGAGGAUAACGGUUCGGCAGCUGGAAAGUAUGAUACGGUUGUCAGAGUCUAUGGCAAGGAUGCACUGCAGUGAUGAGGUCUGUACUAAAACAUGCUCUUACUCUUGAUUUGUUUCUAUAUCACUCACUUAAAGCAUAGUGCUCUUUCAGCUUUUGUGGGUGAGUGUGUGUGUGCUCUCUCUCUCGCACUUACUGUUGGCUUUAGCUGAAAAUAGAACAUGAACAUAUUGGAUGACUUGGAAAUUAAAGUUUCAAAAUGUAAUUGAGAGGAAAAUAUUGGCCCAAGAUUUCAGUUAAACCGGUCAUAUUUCUUAUACACAAUAUUGCCUGCUGUGCUCUUGAUUUUGCACAUAGGACUGAAACAAAUGUGAAUAAUCAGAUAAUUUGUACAAAAUUAUGUCUAUUUGAAAUCUCUAACUUGCGUGUUUUUGUGUCUCCUAUUGGCUAUGUGGCUUGACAGCCAUAUUGAAAGUUAUUAAAUGUUAUGUUUUAUUAAACAAAACUGCUUGAUUAAACUUUCUAGUGUGCUUUACUUUUGCUUUGGGCCUGUGUGAUGCAAAAGUCAAUUUAAAAAAAAACACUCGUUUCCUGUGGUUUGUAUUGUACAGGUACAGCCGAAACAUGUAAAGGAAGCCUUCCGGUUAUUAAAUAAGUCUAUCAUCAGAGUUGAAACUCCUGAUGUUAAUUUGUAUCAAGAUGAUGAAAAUGAAGCCGCAGAGGAACCUCAGGGCCUAGUGAAUGGUAAGGCACAUUACCAUUUUCUAUACUGGAACAGUAUUGAUAACAUUCUAGGUGGUAACACGCUUGUCUGGUGCUUGCAGGAGAUGCUGGUAUUCCCAAUGGUAUAAACGGUCAUGUAAAUGGUGUUGAUGGGCGUGUAGAUGAAGAAAUGAAGGAUGCAACUGCCAAACCUUCCCUGCGUCUGAGCUUUGCGGAAUACAAGCGCAUUUCUAACUUGUUGGUUUUACAGUUGAGGAAGCUUGAAGGUAAAUGACUAAAGGAUAAAUUCCUAUGCAGUUUGUCCUGACUGAUUCUCUUUAAAUUGGGGUUUGAAUAUGAUCUAUGCAUAGCGCUAGUCAUUAUGUAUCUAAAAUACAGGAAUACCAAGUUAAGUAAUCUAGCAUAUAAAGAUCACAUCAUUCUGUGGUUUGGCCAAGUUGGUAAAACUAGAAGAAACUUGCCUUCUGGAGUUAAAUUAGUUUUGAAAAGUUUAACAGUUUUGUCCUACAGUGCCUAACCGCUCCGCUUAUGACCUCAAGGAAGGCUUGCCAUGUCAGCUGAGUCUCUACUUGCUGAUCAGUGGCUGCAUAUUAAGACUAGUAGUAAUUUAAAGUCCUCUUAAUGGGGAGCCAUUGAUGGGCAGAGCAUCAGCCAUCACAAGCUGCAAAGGCAAACCUUCCUGUAAUGUACGGGAGGAAGAGGCAGAGAAGAUGGGUGACUAACAUAAAAAUAAAUGGUAUAACCCUUGAUUGUUAAACAAUACCCAAUGACUCCAGCCCCUGUAAAACAUCGAAGUCAUGGGGGUUGGAGUCUGACUUUUGAAGUGUUCCUUAUUACAUUUAGUAAUAAACUUAACACACAUCCUGUAUGUGGUUUUUGUGUUCUACAAGAGUAAAUAUAGUCUAGAAGGACAGAAAAGGGGGAGAGAAGAAAGUUUCCAUGUCUCAUUGUUCAUACUUCAAAAGGAGCCAGUGAUUAAAUAAUCCAUAUCUCCAGGGGGAUAUUUUUCAUACAUAUGUCAUAACUAUUUGCAUGUUUUUCAGAGAAGCCUAAUCUGACUUCCCUUUUUUAAAAAAUAAAAAAAAUUUGCCAUUAAAAUCUUGUCCAUUAAGCUGGUAUUCAGACUUUUCAGAUUUGAGUAUCUUUCACUAUAACCACAUUGGAGCAAUGUACACUGAUCUAUCAUAACAUCUGCUUCCCUUACUUAAUAUUGACAGAUGAGGAACUUUCUCAGAAAAAAAGUGAACUAGUCAACUGGUACUUAAAGGAGAUCGAGUCUGAAAUUGAUUCUGAAGAAGAACUUGUCAAUCGUAAAAUGAUGAUCGAUAAAGUGAUUCAUAGACUUGUAAACUAUGUAAGUAUAUGUUGUAACUGAGUGUAUAACGUAAUCAUUUUUAAAAUAUAUUUUUUGGAAAGGGGAUUAGUGUAUUUUUGAUGGUGCCCUUGUUUAACAAGUAACUGUGUGUUGGUAGGUUUAUUUAAAUGGAUAUUUGAUCUGCAUAGCAAUAGUGAAUUUGGAGCUAUUUCUCAUUUAUAUAUUUACAAAGUCUGUUUAAUCAGUUAUAGUAUAAACAAUGUUUCUGGGGUUACAAUGCAGUAAGGGGUAAUGAUGCAAUCACUCCUGCUAUGUCCAGAAACUAGUUCUCACGAUACUGGGCACUUACAUAAUCCGAUUUGCAUGGAAUCUGUUUGUGCCAUUGCAAUGCACACACUGACAUUUUUGUGAUUUUGGUCAACUUUACACUUUGAUUUAAGCUGAUAAGAAAUGCACGGAAUUUCCAUUUUACAAACCACUAACCUGGUACACAUUACUGGUGUGUCCACUCCUAGUGGAAAGAUGUCUGCUUCGUGCUUUUUCUUUAAAAUAAAGAGGGUACCUCUUGUGCCCAGUCUACCUGCAUACAUUGCAAUGUCAACUUUGUGUGUGUGGUUUAAAAAAAAAAAAAAAGCCUGGCAGUAGUCCAGGUUUUUGCAGGAUCUAAUCGGGGCUCAAAUAUGGAGUCUGCGCUGCUUCUUCAGGAGUGUUACAGGGUGAAAUUCAGCCAAAUGAAAUGGUUAAUUUUUCUUUGUCUUUUAGGACCACAUCUUAAUUGAACUCACACAGACUGAACUGAAAAGCCUAUCCAGUAAGGAAGAGGAAGCAUCGAAAGAUGAAGACCCAUUUCUAGUGGUGAAUCCAAACUACAUGCUGGAUGACUAGACCCACUGCCGCCACUAUCUCUUGUGCUUUAACAUAGACUUCUAGAAGCUUCAUUUUGCUCAACUCUGCUAGAAUUUGAUCGGGAUUUCCUUUAUAUCCUCUGCACAUUAUCAAAGGAUGUUACCACACUUGUAACUUGGCAUUUUCUUAAGGUCUCUGGACUUGUUUUAUUCAGACUUUAUUUUAAAAGGUCAAGAUCUGGAGUUUAUCCUGUUUGACACAAUUUUGUGGGUCAUACUUUUUGAAUUUUGAUACUUUUGUAUUUCCAUCUGCAACUGCUGUAGAUUUGUUAAAUAUAUUAAAACAUCUUAAUUGUGAACGUUAAUGUAUAUU
Molecule: messenger RNA, 12715 nt
Organism: Pelobates cultripes (western spadefoot toad)
Lineage: Eukaryota; Metazoa; Chordata; Amphibia; Anura; Pelobatidae
Source: the annotation of a GenBank genome assembly